GUCGGACCCCCGUCUGGAUGUUUAGAUGCAGUGUGGUCGAGGACGAUUAUUCGGACUUCCCGAUCAUUUGAGUUUUAAGCGUAGAUUGGGGAAUGAUACGCUGUGGACUACCAAUCCUUACAUUUAUUACAGGGCAUGAAUGCCAAAGUUAGACCUCAAGUUAGCUAAAGAGCGUUUAUCAUAUGCGUUUCCCGGGGUUUAUGAGAAAAUUUGUCACGGACUCUGCAUUUUAAAUAGCAGGACACAAAUGCAAUGUCUCCAAUGUCGCGGAUAGUAACCCCAUAACAUUGCUGCAGCACUGACAGUCGGUGCACUGGCUUCGCAGAUAAACGAAUCCGUACAACCUUCUCGUUCACUAGGCGCCUGCCUGGAAUCCGAUUUUUCCUGUGCACGAUGACGGGGCGCCGGAGCUGCGUGAAUUCGCUGUGGUCAGGGAGCGAGCGGGUUCGCAUCGGAGAGCGGCUAAAAGCCACCCUGGCGGGAAUCAUGGAGCUGGAACUGCUACGCGGGCGACAACUGGAGCUGAUCGAUGCGGUGCUGGAUGAGAGCGGCAAUAUCGUGGAUACCGUCGUUCAGCAGGAGGCAAACCGCGAGAGUGCCGCCGACGAUGGUGCCGCAACACCCCGCAGGCAACAGUCUCCCCUGGCUGUGGAUGCCGUGCUGCCUGUCCCUGGGACAGGAGAAGGCGCGGUCUCGCGCUGGUCGACUCUCUCUUGGGACGUCCCAUCCGAGCUGCUCUCGCCUCCCACUCCGGAACCUGCCAGCUCCAGUCCCCUGGAUUGUGACUCCAGACCCAGCUCAGGUUUUUACUCUGUUAGUGGGAGUUCUCUGUCAGACUCCUGUUACUCGGUGGCUAGUGAGGCAGCCCCUGGAGGGCCAGUCAAAAUGGGGGGAACCUGCAGGCCUCUGUCAUUGGACCACAGCGCCACCCAGUGGAGGGAGGCAGACCAGCCGAAUGCACCGAGUUCAGAGGGAACCACACAAAAAGCAGACAGGCGGCCUGCUUCUACUGGUGAACUAGAGAUCGAUGGGCUUAUGUUUCUGACUGGUAUCUGCUCUGGUCUCGUACCAGCACAAAAGGGGUCUCUCUUGUCCACAUCCACCACCAACACACCGCUUCAGCUGGACCCCAAAUUCUGCUCCGACCUGGUGUCACGGAAAACAAAAGAGGUGUACCCUUAUCCUAGCCCUCUCCACGCGGUGGCCCUACAGAGUCCUUUAUUCACCUCUUGCCGGGAUCCGUCCCCCGUCUGCCACUCACCCAGCCCAGAAGAACCCCAGUCUGAGGAGACAGAUCCUGAACGGUCCCCUAUGUCCCAACCUCCACCUUCUCCAUCUCUCACACAGCUGGAGCAGUACAUAACCAGAUUAGUCCAUCAGUACCACAGCAGGGUGGCCGCUGAGAUGUCCAGUCGAGCAUCUCAAAACACAGCUGCAGGCCCAAGCCUUGAUGGAGUCCAUCCAAGGAGCGCUUCCUCCUCUAGCUUGACUGGAGGCAGUGUAACACCAUGCAAGUCAUUACUGGGCAACUCUGCUAGAGUUAGUCUGAGCAACGCUAGUAAGAAAGCUAGCCGGAACUCUAUCAACCUCGGAAACUUGCCCUCUGUCACUGGGGAGGAUUUCAACAUUAGCUUUCAUCUCAACUUAAAUUUAAACCUAAACCCAAACUUGAAUAAAACUCUGAGUUUCGAUGAUAAAAACCUAAAAGAACAGGUGUCAGGAUCCUGUGGACAUCUCAGCACUAACGUGACCACCCCAACUGCCUCCCCUUCUUCAUCUUCAAACACAGUCACCAACACUCCGAACUGGAGGAGCAGACCAAGAAUAUCCACCUGCCCAUCCACAAUCAGCCAACGUGGGUCACUGGAGAUCACCGGAAAGACCUUUUGUCCACUGAACUUCUCCAAGUCGCUGGACUGGAGUGGGGCUCCCCGGGAGGACGCAGAAGGCUGUCCACCUUCUACAGCCUCAGAAAGUCCUGCAAAACUGUGCGAGGACUCGCCGGUGGUGUGUGAAAUCUCGCGUGUUUCCGGGCUGCCCCGGUCAGUGGUGGUGGGGCUAAUGGAGGAAGGCGUGGAGCUGGAUGCGGAGUGCUUUCAGAGCGAGAGGGAGAGGGGUGAAGGGUCAGCGUCUCCGUGUAACACUCCCACACCCCAAUCCUCUCGCACAUCCCUUCAUAUGGCAUAUGGAGCAGAUCGGCCUAGUUUGUAUUCCAGUUCAGCGGCAUCAAACCCCAGGUCAGGAAGUGGCAGUGUGGAAACGGACUACGUUUCCCAGCCACACCGCCUGCAAGUUACCCUUUCCGACUCUUAUUCCACGCUCACACCACAGUCAAACAGCCCUCGUUCUGAUCAUUCCGGCUCUAUUCCUUCCCACACCUCCCCCAUCCUGCCAUUACCUCACACUCACUCGGACCCUGCCUCCUCACCUGGGUCCUCCCACAUGAGGGUACACUCCCCUCCUCGCCUGCUGACUAACUCGCCAUUCACACCUGCCCAGCUGUCCGUGUUCCGUCGGGACUCUCCGUCCCAGUGCUCCCUCCCACGCUUCCAGCCGUGCGGCUCCCCGCUAGAAGGCCACAUCAGGCCCCGUGGUGGUUCCCUCAGGCAGGACACUGGAGCUGGGGCUGGGUGGAGGUCUCAGGAAAGAGGCUGGAGAAGGAGUGGGAAUGGGGAGAGGCUUUAUCGGGGCAAGCAUGCCUCCAGAGAGCUUGUGCGAGCGUCCACGGUCAGUAGUUACUCAGGAAGGGAUUACAGCAGCUGCUGGGAGGAAGAGGCAAGUGCUCAGACUCCGAAAAAAGCCUCAAAGUACUGGAAAGGGUUUGAACUGAGGCUCUGGGGGAGAGAAGAAGAGACAGACAGGAACGGGAGGGUGGGAACAUUUAGCCGGCGACAUGCCUCCCUAAAAGAGACAUCGAGCAGAAUGCAGGAAGGAAAAGAGAACAACUCUAGAAAGAAAGGGACAACCUGGGAUGGCCGUAGCUCCAGCCUCCGCUUAUCCAGAAGAGCGUUAUUCCGGAGUGAGUCUCAGGGAUUCUUGGAGCCCCGUUCCCAAAAACGAGAAGAACGACUCCAAACCAGCCAGUGGUGCUCCACCUUGGAGGUUGGCCGAGAAGGACGAGGCACAGAAUGUGGGCGGAGUCUAGUGAGGAAAGAAGAAAAACGUCACUCUUCCACUGCCAGCCUCUUCCACCUGUCCCGCUCACAGAGCCUAGAUGGAAGCAGUCGCUCCCUUUCUCCACUCUCCUCACCUUCCCUCUCUCCCUCUCCACCUCCAGCAGCCCCUCUCACUCGUUCCAGGUCAUUCCGAGACCUUGGGAGGAAGGUUUUUGGCUCAAUGCGGUCCAUUAGUUUUAAUAAGAACCAGAAAUCAAAAAAGAAAGACUAAGCACAGAGGGCAAUCGUUUCCCAGUUCACAGACUGGUUUCUUGGAUGCAGAUUAAGCUUGGUUUCAAACAAGGAAGAAUAGUCAAUGUACAGUAAGGACCGAUCGUAUGAACUACUACAAACACAUUUGUGGGAUAACGAAUCUUAAUUGCUGCAAGGUUCAAUCUACAGUCACGUGGCUCUCUGCAAAAAUUCACAUGUGUCUUGGCUAUUUUAGGAACUUCUAAAAGAACACCUUAAACUGUUCUUUUGGCUAGUGCACUUAAAUAAGGCAAGGCACAUAAACAAAUAGUCAUUCAACCGAAUGCUCAUAUAACCAGAAAUGUUUCUUUGACUAAAAUGUGACUAAAGAAAACGCACUAAUUGCAAGUCUUUGCAAGUAAGUCUCACGAUCAGUUUCAGAUAUGGGCAACUAUGUAGCACUGUUACAUAAACGGGAACCAGGAUUAAUCUUUGCAUGGGGAAACCGCGGGUGGUGCCAGUACUGCCAAGUUACACGGCUUGAAAUGCUACAGUGGUGUAUGAAACAGCUGUUCUUUCUGCACAUUUAUAUGCUUCUGCAUGCUACUCUGUGCUGUGUCUCUGUGCACUAUUAUACUCCAUGUGUACCAGUGUGCUUUUUAGUCUAUAAAUACUUUGCACUGUAUAGUGUUUAUACUGUAAGUAAAAUGAAUACUUUUGUGCACAUAAAGCACAAACGUAUAAACACAUGUAGACCAAAAUCAGAGAAAGUACUGCAGUAUCUUGCAUAUUACCUGUGUGCUCAGGAUCUUAAAAUAAAAAAGUAUAAAUAUCAUAAUUUGAAAUAAUUAACUAAUUUCAGUGUUAAACUAUCAAUCAAUAUUAAUAAAGAUUUCAAAUUAAACAUAAUCUUGAUUGGUUUACAUUAUGCUGUUACGUGAGUCUAAUGCAGUGGGUCCAGGUGAU
This is a messenger RNA of Electrophorus electricus (electric eel), 4313 nucleotides long. RefSeq lists its product as uncharacterized. Lineage: Eukaryota; Metazoa; Chordata; Actinopteri; Gymnotiformes; Gymnotidae. The record is from RefSeq and is a predicted model, not a curated record. Gene Ontology annotation, cellular component: cytoplasm. Gene Ontology annotation, biological process: negative regulation of nodal signaling pathway.